GAAUCCGCGCUGGGUGGAAGCGCCCUGAGCGGGUCUGGUGGCGACACGAAACGCAGGGCACCGGCUGAUCCAGCCAAGGCCGUGCUGCCGUCCAGCAGAGCCUCCAUCGGCUGGAGAGCUGGGCAGACAAACCUAAUGAUUUAUUAGAAUAACCUAACGAAGCUCAACAAGAGCAAGUGUAGGAUGCUGAACACGUGGAGGAAUAGCCCCAAGUACCACUGGGAUCAUCCAGGUCUGGCUCCUCACGACAGGACAGACAAGGAGCUGCUGGAGAUGGUCCAGUGCAGGCCACAAGGAUGUUGAGGGAUCUGAAGCAUCUCUCUGAGGGGAGACUGUGGGAGCUGGGCCUGGUGCACAGCCAUGGUGUCCAAAAAGCAGCUGGCAGACUUUGGCUACAAGGCCUUCUCGGGCUCCAUGAUGCUGCUGACGCUGUACGCCGGCUACCUGUGCAGUGUGCGUGUGCAGAGGAUGCUGCAGCACCGCCGCCAGCGGGAGAGCGCGCCGGGGCCCGAGAGCUGAGCCCCAGCUGGGACCGGCACCGGAGCUGGGACCGGCACCGGAGCUGGGACUGGCCCUGGGACCGGCACCGGAGCUGGGACCGGCACCGGAGCUGGGACUGGCCCAGGACCAGCCCCUGGAGCUGGGACUGGCCCUGGGACCGGCACCGGAGCUGGGACUGGCACCAGGAGCUGGGACCGGCACCGGAGCUGGGACUGGCCCUGGGACUGGCACCGGAGCUGGGACCAGUCCCGGGAGCUGGGACUGGCCCCGGGAGCUGGGACUGGCCCCUGGAGCUGGGACUGGCCCCGGGAGCUGGGACUGGCCCUGGGACCAGUCCCAGGAGCUGGGACUAGUCCCGGGAGCUGGGACUGGCCCCGGGACCAGCCCUGGGAGCAGCCCCACCUUCCCGCUCCCCCCUGGGCUGGGGGAGGCAGAUGGAGCGCAAUAAAGCCCGUGUCAGAGUGGC
Messenger RNA from Passer montanus (Eurasian tree sparrow), 967 nucleotides. Its product is annotated as cytochrome c oxidase assembly protein COX14 homolog. Lineage: Eukaryota; Metazoa; Chordata; Aves; Passeriformes; Passeridae. Gene Ontology annotation, biological process: mitochondrial respiratory chain complex IV assembly. Gene Ontology annotation, cellular component: mitochondrion. The record is from RefSeq and is a predicted model, not a curated record. Bases 361 to 519 code for a protein of 52 amino acids. The transcript is spliced from 2 exons.